AUGACGUUUUGUUAUGUGACGUAUGGUUAUGUGACGCUUGGUUAUGUGACGUAUGGUUAUGUGACGUUUGGUUAUGUGAGGUACGGUUAUGUGACGUAUGGUUAUGUGACGUUUGGUUAUGAGACGUUCGGUGAUGUGACGUAUGGUUAUGUGAUGUUUGGUUAUGUGACGUAUGGUUAUGUGACGUUCGGUGAUGUGACGUUUGGCUAUGUGACGUUUGGUUAUGUGACGUUCGGUGAUAUGACGUUCGGUGAUGUGACGUAUGGUUAUGUGACGUUUGGUUAUGUGACGUUCGGUUAUGUGACGUUAGGCUAUGUGACGUUUGGUUAUGUGACGUUAGGUUAUGUGACGUUCGGUUUUUUGACGUUUGGUUAUGUGACGUUAGGUUAUGUGACGUUCGGUUAUGUGACGUUUGGUUAUGUGACGUUAGGUUAUGUGACGUUUGGUGAUGUGACGUUUUGUUAUGUGACGUUUGGUUAUGUGACGUUUGGUUAUGUGACGUACGGUUAUGUGACGUACGGUUAUGUGACGUACGAUUAUGUGACGUACGAUUGUGUGACGUACGGAUAUGUGACGUAUGGUUAUGUGACGUUCGGUGAUGUAACGUUUGGUUAUGUGACGUUUGGUUAUGUGACGUUUGGUUAUGUGACGUUUGGUUAUGUGACGUUCGGUUAUGUGACGUUUGGUUAUGUGACGUUAGGUUAUGUGACGUUCGGUUAUGUGACGUUUGGUUAUGUGACGUUAGGUUAUGUGACGUUUGGUGAUGUGACGUUUUGUUAUGUGACGUUUGGUUAUGUGACGUUCGGUGAUGUGACGUACGGUUAUGUGACGUGCGGUUAUGUGACGUUUGGUUAUGUGACGUUUGUUUAUGUGAUAUAUGGUGAUGUGACGUUAGGUUAUGUGGCGUUCGGUUAUGUGACGUACGAUUAUGUGACGUACGGUUAUGUGACGUUUGGUUAUGUGACGUUAGGUUAUGUGACGUUCGGUUAUGUGACGUUUGGUUAUGUGACGUUAGGUUAUGUGACGUUCGGUUAUGUGACGUUUGGUUAUGUGGCGUUAGGUUAUGUGACGUUUGGAGAUGUGACGUUUUGUUAUGUGACGUUUGGUUAUGUGACGUUCAGUGAGGUGACGUACGGUUAUGUGACGUUCGGUUAUGUGACGUUUGGUUAUGUGACGUUUGUUUAUGUGAUGUAUGGUGAUGUGACGUUAGGUUAUGUGACGUUCGGUUAUGUGACGUACGAUUAUGUGACGUACGGUUAUGUGACGUAUGGUUAUGUAACGUUUGGUGAUGUGACGUUAGGUUAUGUGACGUUCGGUUAUGUGACGUAUGGUUAUGUGCCAUUCGGUGAUGUGACGUUUGGUUAUGUGACGUUUGAUUAUGUGACGUUUGGUUAUGUGACGUUUGGUUUAUGA
Pecten maximus is the source of this 1413-nucleotide messenger RNA. Its product is annotated as prisilkin-39-like. The coding region runs from base 1 to 1413 and encodes 470 amino acids. The record is from RefSeq and is a predicted model, not a curated record. Lineage: Eukaryota; Metazoa; Mollusca; Bivalvia; Pectinida; Pectinidae. The transcript has 2 exons.